Kickxella alabastrina is the source of this 757-nucleotide messenger RNA. Its product is annotated as yippee zinc-binding/DNA-binding /Mis18, centromere assembly-domain-containing protein. The transcript has a single exon. Gene Ontology annotation, cellular component: chromosome, centromeric region; nucleus; chromatin. NCBI's taxonomy places the organism in Eukaryota, Fungi, Kickxellomycota, Kickxellomycetes, Kickxellales, Kickxellaceae. The record is from RefSeq and is a predicted model, not a curated record. Bases 69 to 455 code for a protein of 128 amino acids. Gene Ontology annotation, biological process: CENP-A containing chromatin assembly; chromosome segregation.
CAACUACAAUACAACACGUACAUACGACUAUACACACAUACAUACGCAAAAGUUUAUUUAUUUUGAUAAUGAGCCGCAGGUCUAGCAACGGGGUCCACCAGGCGACUUCAGGGCAUGCAGAAGCGCGCGAAACGAACGACAGCGACGGGGCCAUCAAUGGCCCGAUUGUCUUUAGCUGUGCGAAAUGCCGAACAAUCCUCGGCGACACGUUCGCCUACGUAGCCUCUCUUCCCGAACGCAAUCUCUUUGGCCUUCAAUCAGUUCCUGACAGCGUAGUUGUUAGCAAAGUGAAAAGAAACACAGAUGACGGCAUAUACCACGAGCUCAACUGCAGCGAAUGCCAGGCAGGGAUAGGACGGCGCUACGUGACAACUACAGAGGAUCUGGACAGUGUCCGCAACACGUUUGCUCUGGAUAUUGACAGGGUUUUGACAUACGAGCUAGGAAAUGCUUGAAGGGCGAGGAGAACGUGAGGCGGCCGACAGCCGAGUUUUACACGAGCGUUGGGUUUCAUAAUGAUCUGGGCAUGGUCAAGAGCAAUGUCACAGCGAUUGCCGCGCGGUUGCAAAAGUUGGAGCAGGCGUUGAUGCAGGCCAAAAAUCCAGUGAAUAGCCCGCCAGUGGCUGGUGGGUCUAGGAAGAGAGCGUCAGCGAGUGGCGCAGAUAUUUAUCCAGUUGACCCGUCAAAGCGGUUCGGGCGGUGACGUGUUGGCACUACUACUAUAAGCACCAGUGAAUGAAAAAUUGGUUCUCCGCAG